AUGGAAGUGCCAUACUUUUCUUCGCGUCUUUAUCCUAAUGUUUGUUUUCAGUGCGGCAAUACAGAAAUCCUUUCACCAACUCCCGCUGGCCAACAUCCAUACUGUUCUGAAUGCAAUAUUUCAGUCAAAGCUAAAAAAAGAAAAGGAAAAG
This is a messenger RNA of Racocetra fulgida, 151 nucleotides long. Lineage: Eukaryota; Fungi; Glomeromycota; Glomeromycetes; Diversisporales; Gigasporaceae. The record is from the annotation of a GenBank genome assembly.